Messenger RNA from Gopherus flavomarginatus (Mexican gopher tortoise), 4318 nucleotides. RefSeq names its product potassium voltage-gated channel subfamily H member 6 (gene KCNH6). The transcript is spliced from 14 exons. Gene Ontology annotation, biological process: regulation of ventricular cardiac muscle cell membrane repolarization; regulation of heart rate by cardiac conduction; potassium ion transmembrane transport. The record is from RefSeq and is a predicted model, not a curated record. NCBI's taxonomy places the organism in Eukaryota, Metazoa, Chordata, Testudines, Testudinidae. Gene Ontology annotation, molecular function: inward rectifier potassium channel activity. Gene Ontology annotation, cellular component: membrane. Bases 1 to 3207 code for a protein of 1068 amino acids.
AUGCCCGUGCGGAGGGGCCACGUGGCCCCGCAGAACACCUACCUGGACACCAUCAUCCGCAAGUUCGAGGGGCAGAACCGCAAGUUCCUCAUCGCCAAUGCCCAGAUGGAGAAUUGCGCCAUCAUCUACUGCAACGAUGGCUUCUGCGAGAUGUUCGGCUACUCCCGGGUGGAGGUCAUGCAGCGCCCCUGCACCUGCGACUUCCUCACUGGGCCUGAGACCACCAAAAACUCCAUCGCGCAGCUGACUCAGGCCUUGCUGGGAUCCGAGGAGUGCAAGCUAGAGAUCCUCUACUACAGGAAAGACACGUCGUGCCUCCGGUGCCUGGUGGACGUGGUCCCGGUGAAGAACGAGGAAGCAGCCGUCAUCAUGUUCAUCCUGAACUUCGAGGACCUGGCCGAGCUCAUUGCCAAGAGUGCCAGCCGGAGUCUCCACCAGCGACUGUCCCAGGGCUGGCGCCAAGAGGCCUCUCAAGUCAAGCCCAACCCCCAGAACUCCACCUCGGACUCGGACCUCACGAGGUACCGCACCAUCAGCCAGAUCCCGCAGUUCACCCUCAACUUUGUGGAGUUCAACCUGGAGAAGCACCGCUCGGGCUCCACCACUGAGAUUGAGAUCAUCGCGCCCCACAAGGUGACGGAGCGCACGCAGAAUGUCACCGAGAAAGUCACACAGGUCCUGUCUCUCGGCGCAGACGUCCUCCCAGAGUACAAGCUGCAGGCGCCGCGGAUCCACCGAUGGACCAUCCUGCACUACAGCCCCUUCAAGGCGGUGUGGGACUGGCUGAUCCUGCUGCUGGUCAUCUACACGGCUGUCUUCACGCCCUACUCGGCUGCCUUCCUGCUCAACGAGGAGCAGGAGGAGAAGCGCUGGAACUGCGGCUACUCCUGCAACCCGCUCAAUAUCAUCGAUCUCAUCGUGGACAUCAUGUUCAUUGUGGACAUCAUCAUCAACUUCCGCACCACCUAUGUCAACAUCAACGACGAGGUGGUGAGCCACCCUGGCAAGAUCGCCAUCCAUUACUUCAAGGGCUGGUUCCUUAUCGACAUGGUGGCUGCCAUCCCCUUCGACCUGCUCAUCUUCCGCUCUGGCUCCGAUGAGACCACCACGCUGAUCGGGCUGCUGAAGACAGCCCGGCUGCUACGCCUGGUGCGCGUGGCCCGCAAGCUGGACCGCUACUCCGAGUACGGGGCGGCCGUGCUCUUCCUGCUCAUGUGCACCUUCGCCCUCAUCGCCCACUGGCUGGCCUGUAUCUGGUACGCCAUCGGCAACGUGGAGCGGCCCUACAUGGAGCACAAGAUCGGCUGGCUGGACAACCUGGGCGACCAGAUCGGCAAGCGCUACAACGACAGUGACCUCUCGUCCGGCCCCUCCAUCAAGGACAAGUACGUCACCGCACUUUACUUCACCUUCAGCAGCCUCACCAGCGUGGGCUUCGGCAACGUCUCCCCCAACACCAACUCCGAGAAGAUCUUCUCCAUCUGUGUCAUGCUGAUUGGCUCUCUGAUGUACGCCAGCAUCUUCGGCAACGUCUCUGCCAUCAUCCAGCGCCUGUACUCGGGCACAGCCCGCUACCACACCCAGAUGCUGAGGGUGAAGGAGUUCAUCCGCUUCCACCAGAUCCCCAACCCGCUGCGCCAGCGCCUGGAGGAGUACUUCCAGCACGCCUGGUCCUACACCAACGGUAUUGACAUGAAUGCGGUGCUGAAAGGGUUCCCCGAAUGCCUGCAGGCUGACAUCUGUCUCCACCUGAACCGCACCCUGCUCCAGAACUGCAAGGCCUUCCGGGGGGCCAGCAAGGGCUGCCUCCGAGCCCUGGCCAUGAAGUUCAAGACGACUCACGCGCCUCCUGGAGACACCCUGGUGCAUUACGGGGAUGUCCUCACCACCCUCUACUUCAUCUCCCGCGGCUCCAUCGAGAUUCUCCGGGAGGACAUUGUGGUGGCCAUCCUAGGGAAGAACGACAUCUUUGGGGAGCCCAUCAGCCUCUAUGCCCGGCCUGGGAAAUCCAAUGCGGACGUCCGGGCACUGACCUACUGCGACUUGCAUAAGAUCCAGCGAGAGGACCUCCUGGAGGUCUUGGAUAUGUACCCGGCCUUUUCUGACAAUUUCUGGAGCAACUUAGAGAUAACCUUCAACCUGAGAGAUGCAGACAGCAUCCCCCGCUCGCCGCUCAGCGAGGACUACGACUGCUCCUAUCGCCACGUGCGCCGGCGCAAGCAUUCCCUCUGCCGGCCCCCCAAGACCGAUCCGGACGGGCUGGACACGGGCAUCUCGGACGCCGAGCAGUACCACACCUACUCGGAGCUCACCAACCUGCAGGGCCCCCUCAGCAAGGACCAGUGGGACGACCUGUGCAGCAGCACCCCGCCUUGCUCGCAGACCAGCGACGAGGAGGCCAAGCCCCCCAGCCCCACCCAGGCCGAGCCCUCCUCUGACUCCGACAAGGAUGACUUUGCCCCAGCCGUGCUCAGCCUGGUCACCCCCAAUGUCAGGGGCACCGAUGGCAGCAAGCAGGUGGUGGACGACAGCCAGUCCUACGCAGCUACCCCCAGGGACGUUCCAAACAUGUUCGCCUUCUGGGAGGACAGACGGCCAAAUCUCCACCCAGAGCCCCUGCCACAUGCGUCCUUGGUCCACAAUCCCGGGGCCAGCUCUCUGCGCUUGGACUACGGGCAGGGUCAGAUCGAAUCCCGACUCGAGCUGCUGCAGGCUCAGCUCAGCAGGCUGGAGUCCAGGAUGUCUUCAGAUAUUACUAUAAUCCUCCAGCUCCUGCAGCGCCAGCUGUCCCAAGUGCCACCCGCAUACAGCCCCAUCUCGCCGUCCUCCCACAGCCUGGCCAUGUACACCAUGGGCCCAAGGGGCAUGGAGCCCGCUCCACCGUGCACACUGCUGCAGGAGGACCCGACUCCUCCCGGGCAGAGCCCAAGCUACACAGAGAUAGAAAAGUUCCAGCUGAAAUCCAGGGACUCCUUGUCAAGCGGGGUACACCUGUUGGCGGCCUCAGAGAAAACCAUGACCAUCUACUCCCAGCCAGAGCGCCAUUCCCAGACCUUCCCCAACCCAGAGCCCCACCAGAGGGCAACAAACACACAGGGACUCUUUCGCGGCUCUCGUUUCCCUUCCCUCCCCGAGCAUCUUGAAGCCUCUUCUGAGCACCUAGACAUUCAGAGACAUCUCUCCGACCCGGUGCUUCCCGGCAGUUAGAGAUGCGCACGCGCCGAGCAAAGCCAAGAGGAACCGCAACUGAGAACUGGUUUCGCUGAUUUCAGUUUUGAGUGUGGGGGCGAGACGGGGAGGACAAAGUUAUUGGCUCAGGGGUACACUUUGUAGCUGUCCUCUGCCCCGGUGGAGGGGAGUGGAGAGUGGAAGGGGUUCAGAGAUCAUUGUUCUCCAAAGGCUUAUGUAGAGUAGAUUCAAGUUGCACAUUAUAGAGUGCACCCAACGCGGCUUUUUUUGAUGGCCACCAAGAAGCCAACGGGCUGGAGGAGCCAGAUGGCACCAGCCUCCUCUUCCUCGCCAAGCCUUCCUCCCAGUGUUGGUGCCACCAAAAUGGGCCACGACUGCAGGAGGAGAGUGAAUGCAUGGCUGGGAGGCCACCUUGCUGGCAGCUCUCUGGGGCAGGGACCACCUCGACAUCUAUGUUCAUACUCCGCCUAGCACCACGGGACCUUUGCACACUACCAUACUGGGGCUGUUCAUCCUGGAGACGAUGUUGUCUGGAGGAGGAGAGGGAAGGAGGGAUAAAUGGCAUCGGAUAGUGGGAGAAUGAAGGAGCUAGAGGUGUAAAGUCCAGGGGAUGGGCAGAGGAGAGGAGUCAUCCCUGUCCUACCUGGCUGUCAUUAAGAAACGAGGGUGGUGGUUUCCACCACUCUAGCACGCUUCAGCACAGGUCCCUGGCCAGCAGCCCCUAGAGCAAGGCUGACUCUAAGCUUCAGCCAGGCCUGAGAAGCUUUCCUCCAGCCCUCAUCCAACUCUUGCAAAGCCCCCAUAGCUUCCCAGACAAACUCAACUGUGACCCGGCGUGAGUGGAAAGCACAAAACUCAUAAGCACAAUCCUGGAAAGAGAAAAGCAAAACCAACCCCCAGACACAUUGUUUUCAGCCCUCGCCUGGAGAUCGUCUCUUUUGAUAAUGGUUUCAUAGAUGCUUCCCACACACAUACACACACACACCGAGGGACCCUGUUGCUCCCCUGCAGGAGAAAACCCGCCUAGCAAUGCUGCCUUCCACUCGGUUAGAUGCUGUAGAGGUAGUCUUGGCCGCUGGCUCACGCCGUGUUGAGCUCCCUGUGAGAGUAGCAAGACUGUGAGCGUUUC